Molecule: messenger RNA, 396 nt
Organism: Acomys russatus (golden spiny mouse)
Lineage: Eukaryota; Metazoa; Chordata; Mammalia; Rodentia; Muridae
Gene: Spmip11
Product: testis expressed 49
Exons: 4
Coding region: 1-396 (131 amino acids)
Source: RefSeq, a predicted model, not a curated record
AUGGCUUUCUUCAACCUGUAUCUGCUAGGAUAUCAACAUCCCUUUCGGUGUAAAAAAAGAAUCACAACUGAAGAAGCAGACCAGAAGGAUGCCGUGUCCACUCAGCUCCCCGCAAUUACUCCUGAAAACAGUAAUUAUUCCAUACAUCGGAACAGCCACGAGAGGUAUCAUGAUGCUGUGAGGAAGGUAUUGCUGAAAACAUUCCCUAAUCAGGUCUUCAGAGUCCCUGUGACUGACGCUCAGAACUUCAGCUUCUGGCGGUCCAACAACCCAGGCGAGCGUCCAGAGAAAACCAUCACAUGGAUCCAGGGUCCACGCCACUGUCUCAUCAAAAGCCCAGCGACUAGAUUCGUGGAUCACUCUAUUCUCAACGACAGAAUCUUCAGUCUAUACUGA